This is a messenger RNA of Larimichthys crocea (large yellow croaker), 3516 nucleotides long. It is a transcript of the gene tnfrsfa, whose product is annotated as tumor necrosis factor receptor superfamily, member a. NCBI's taxonomy places the organism in Eukaryota, Metazoa, Chordata, Actinopteri, Sciaenidae. The record is from RefSeq and is a predicted model, not a curated record. The transcript is spliced from 9 exons. Gene Ontology annotation, cellular component: cell surface; plasma membrane. Bases 22 to 1350 code for a protein of 442 amino acids. Gene Ontology annotation, biological process: positive regulation of apoptotic process; TRAIL-activated apoptotic signaling pathway. Gene Ontology annotation, molecular function: protein binding.
CUGCUUCCCUCCCUACACCUCAUGAUGAUUCAGGUGUCGGUGGCGGCGCUCUUCAUCGGGCUGGUUUGUCACGCAGUGGAUGUUCCAGCGUCGCAGUGGUCCAGCGAUGAAUACAAAAACCAAACCUUGCGACAGGCCCGAACCUGUGUGGAGAAUGAGCAGUACUUCUACAUGGGACUCUGCUGCCUCAACUGCCAGGCUGGAACCUUUGUGCAGAAGGAAUGCGAAAGAGACCAAGAACCAGGGACCUGUCUGCCCUGCGAGCACGGGCAGACGUACACAGAGCACUCCAACGGGAUGAACCGCUGUCUGCCCUGCACACACUGCCGCUCAGAUGAGAUCGAAACUGCAUCCUGCACCACGACUACAGACACCAGGUGCCAGUGCAGACCGGGGACCUUCUGUGUCCCAGAUCAGGCCUGUGAAGUCUGCAAGCGCUGUGCCAAGUGUAAAGCGGGAGAGGAGGAGGUGAAGAAGUGCACCCCCUUUUCCAACACGGAGUGUCGCAAACGGGACCCGUCCCCUACCAAACCCUCCCCGGCCCUUCCUACGCCGACCCCGACUUCACCCCCAGACCUCGUUGCUCCUAUUUGCAUCUCCCUGCUCUUCAUCUUCCUCAUCAUCGUCCUCGCACUGGCUUUGUGGUGGUUCGUGUUCAAGCAGCGUUCCUGUGAAAUCCCAUGUUCAAAGAGCCCAUGUGACUCCAGUGAAAUCGUGAAGAUUCCUAUUAACGAGAGCGGAGCCACGGCAGAGGAGAGACAGAAUAAUCAGAACGCUGGUCUGGAGGGGGAGGAGACGCGCCCGGAGUCGCGGCCCCUGCUGCAGGAGACCCAGCCCGGGAUGACCAAGGCCUCCCCUCCCCUGGAGGACGAGGACCGAGGACUAGGAGACAGUUUGCCCAACACUACCAGUUCGUCUCAAACUAGCCUGUCGGCCCUUCCCACGGCCGCCUCCUCUGGCAACACCCCACGCCAGAGCCCCACUGCCUUCAGACUGACACCUGCAUACAUGGAGGAUCCUCUGCGACAUCGACUGCUGCCACUACAAGGGUCAGAGAAAUCCCUAAAGAAGAGCUUCGACCUCUUCGACGAGUACCUGGACGUUCGGAUCCACAACAAGUUCUUCAGAAUGAUCGGAGUCAGCGACAACCACAUCCGGAUCGCGGAGAAUGGCCCCCCCGGCGACAAAGUGUAUGAACUUCUGAAGAACUGGAUGCAGAGGCAGGGACUAAAAGCCGACAUCAACGACCUGCUGGAGGCUUUGCUGAGCAUGGACCAGCGGCGCUCUGCCGAGAGCAUCGCCUCCGCGGCCCUGCAGCGAGGCUACUACAAGCACGCGGACACGCCCUGAACGCUGAAGACCGCAAAUGAAGUGAACACAAAGUACUUAAUACAAGACAACUAAAAAAAAGCACACAGACACUACCAGUGGACGUCGUGUCGUCGCGAACAGGCUUACCUCUUUGUGGCUGACCAGCCGCGUAUUCAAAAGCCAGUAGUUUUUAAAUAAGCAAAACACAAAACGGGGGGAAGGCCGAGCCGUUAUCGAUCAGAGCUCUGAGGACGUCGUCGACCACUCGCGGAUGGCGUACUAACGAAAAUGAAGUUUUGUGGUCAAACCGCCACCAAAGACAAUCACGAAAGAGCAAAAUAACACGAAGGCGCCAAACCCCUACACCCCCUUCGCGUGCAGAGAUGACUGCGUUCGCAUGUUUUUGGGCUCUUAAUGAAGCGACAUGCAUCCAAAAAUACUGAAAGCUUAGAAGUCUCGAGGCGUGUCACUUCUCUGGUGCUCGACCCAGAUCGAAAUACACUACCUGGAGACAAGGAUAUACACUGGUUUGUAGGAGUGGCAUUAGCUGUGUCACUAAUACUGUGCCUCUUUGUUGCACUGACCUCUGGCACAUGUAGGAUUUUAAAAAACAAAAAAAACAAACAAAAAAAACUACAACCAUGCUAUAUUUGUUGUUAAAAUCUCGUCCAUUUGUUCCGACUUACUAAUCCUAAACUUUACCUCUUGGUCUGAGUUCAUUUAGGUUUUUUCUUAAUGUUUUUCAUUAUGUCGAUAGAGCGUAAUGAUUCAGAAAUGUUAAUCAAGCCACAUCAGAGCAACGUUUGCAAGUCUGUCGUCGUCCAUGUUCAGUGUUAACGCACACACGCGACAUCGUAGAAGGAAUUUCAAACUGUUUCUGUUGGAGCGACUGUUAAUGCAGACAAACGUUCCCAUCAUGUAAAGUGUCACAACUUCAAGGUCAUUUUUUUUUUUAUUUAUUGUCAUAUUUAUUCUAAUGGAUAGUAAUUAACUUUCAUUAUUUAUAUCAUUGCCAACAAAAAAUAAGCAACCCUGGAAACACAAACGCGCUGUAUCUGUGAUGAUGUUUAGCUACAGGGCGAAAAAAAAAUGACUGACAUCCUAUUUUCUUUUUUUUUUAUAAUUUUUUAAAGGUGUGGUUGAAACUUUUAGCAGUUGCUCGCUGCACUUUUUCUUUUUUUUUUUUUGCUUGUGUUUUAGUGUAGCACUCUGGUCCACACUGUCAACGUGUCAACGUCUCUUCACGGCGCGAGCUUCCACCCCGAGACAAACGUUCAGCACAUUGUUGAAGCCGAGGUGACAUCAGUCUUUAAAAAAAAGGACUGACCUGAUGAGUCCGGCCGCUUCGAGAGCGAAACCCCGACCUAGUCGGUCUUAGCGGCGACGUAGGGCUGCAGGUACGGAUUGUUUUUAUUAGACGAGAUGAAGGAAAACAUUUUCUGGAUUUAAAUAGAAGCUCAAAUUUAUUUCCCGAAAUCUGUCCCGUGUACAUAAAAUAAUAAAAAGUCCAGAGAGCACAGACGCCUCACAAAGUGUAUAUGUAUGUGUGUAUAUAUGCAGCUCUGUUCACAAACCCAGAAUGAAUAUAGUGAGGCGUGAAGUUAUUGAACAGAAACAGCAGCCCCCGUGCAGGGGUCGCUGUCGAGGUCGUGACAUGUUGAAGUCGAGUUUGCCCGUGUUCCUGCAGUCUCUCGUGUACAGACAAAGAGUUACAGAGUUUUAUAUUAUUGCUGAAGAGCGAUGCUACAGUGCUGGCACUGCCAUCUAUUGACAGACAAUGAAAAUACAGCCUGCGUCAAUUUCUAGGGACCCUCUCUCUCUCUCUAUCUUUUUCUGUUUUUUCACUCACCGCUCUCCUUUCUUUCUUUAACACGUUCAUUUUCUUAGACUGUUUUUAUUUUGAAAUUCCAUUAGCAGUGAAAAGGCUUCGGUGCAUGUUUUGUUCACUCUGUGGCAGUUUCUGUUUUUAACUUUUUACAUAUUUCAUUACAAGUCCUAAGCUGUUCAAUUAACUCCCUUUUUACUCAUGUGAAAACAAAAAAAUUAAUAAUAAAAACUAAAAAAAAAAAACGUUCUGUCAGCGUUGCCGUUAAGCCAUUUCCCCCUUAGUUAUUGUUUGCUUGUCAUGGAUUUCAGAUAUAAAUUAUGCAAAUGUGUCAAAAGCUGUUUUUAUGUCAUUAUUUGAAAUAAAUGUUUUGUACAGAU